Molecule: messenger RNA, 2952 nt
Organism: Maudiozyma saulgeensis
Lineage: Eukaryota; Fungi; Ascomycota; Saccharomycetes; Saccharomycetales; Saccharomycetaceae
Source: the annotation of a GenBank genome assembly
AUGUCAGAUACGGUGUCCGAUGUGCAACAGGCAUUAAGUUGUAUCUCGUCAACUGCAACUCAAACAUUAAAAAAUGAUGCAUUACACUACCUGGAAAGAUUUCAAAGAUCUACAGAGGCAUGGGAAAUAUGUAACCAAAUUUUGACCAGAAAUGAUCCAUCUCUGUUAGAGUUACAAGUUUUUGCAGUACAAACUAUUAGAAAUAAAGUUACUUACGAUCUGUCACAGUUAGAAUCGUCUGGGGAUGGAACUCUAACUCAAUUAAAAGAUUCUUUACUGAGCUUACUUACCAUUCAUACUUCUAAACCAAUUCUUACACAAUUAAAUGUUGCUGUGGCAAGAUUAGCAAUUCAAUUCAUAAAUUGGAAAAAUCCAAUGAUCGAAAUCGUUUCUUACUUAAAUCCCUAUCCUGGAAUUCUGUUAAGUUUCCUUAGAAUUCUACCUGAAGAAACAAUGAACAUGGGUUCUUUACCUCUAACAGAAGAAGAAUACAAUUCACGUACACAUGAAUUAAUCAGCUCUAUUGCUCAAGACGUCCUAUCGUUUUUGGUUAAAUGCACUGGAAUUGCCAAGACGCAACCAACAAAUGAUAUUUCUGUUGCGAAUAUCCUACGCUGUUUUAAUUCUUGGUCCUUUGAGUUCCCAAUUGAUGAAGUUUUAGCUGUAAGACCUGUGGUUGAGUUGUUAUUCGAAGUAUUGUUAACAGAGUCUGAUGAUACGGAGGCAUUUGAUGCAGCUGUUGAAUGUUUAUGUGUCAUUUUAAAGGAAAGUAGGGAAGCUCCUAACGAGCAAUUGAUUUUUUCAUUGUUUGAACAACUAAUCAAUAUUCAAACAAAAUUAUUACCAAGCAUAUUAUCAAUUGACAGAUCUAAAACAGAGGACGAACUUGACCCCGAUUUAUUAGAAAGUUUGACAAGGAUCUUCGCAGAAGCAUGUGAGGCAUGGACUGUAUUCAUAUCUAAAUCACCUGAAACAUUUCAGCCAUUAGUUUUAAUUUUAUUAGCUUUAGCAUGUAAAAACCCUGAUCUAGAUAUUGUUUCAUACACAUUUCCUGUUUGGUUUAGUUUAAAGCAGAAUUUGGUUCUACCAAGAUAUCAGCAUGCACGUAAAUUGUACUCCAAAAUAUUUAUAGAACUUAUUAAUGGUAUUAUAGUACAUUUAGAGUACCCUGAUGGCGGUUUCUCGUCAAAAGAAAAUGAAGAUAAAUUUAAAGAUUUCAGAUACUCUAUGGGUGAUGUUUUGAAAGAUUGUACAGCUGUAGUUGGAACCGUCAACGCUCUGACUCAACCUUUGACGAAGAUAAAAGAAUCUAUUGUGAAUGGGCAAGUGCAGAAUUGGAAAAAGUUGGAAGCUCCUCUAUUUUCUUUGAGAACAAUGGCACAGGAGAUAUCCUUAACAGAGAAUAAAAUUCUUCCAGAGAUUUUCCAAAUCUUAUGUAGUCUUCCAGAGUUACAUCCAAAGAUUAGAUACGCAACUACAUUGGUGUUUGGUCGUUAUACUGAAUGGACUGCAAAAAAUCCUGCUACUUUAGAAAUCCAGUUACAAUAUAUUUUCAAUGGGUUUGAAAAAGUUCAAGCAGCUCAAAAUACUGCGAAUGAAGAUAUCAAGGAUAUUGUAACUGCUUCUUCACACUCUCUGAUGUAUUUCUGCACAGAUUGUUCUAAAUUAUUAAGCUCAUAUCUUGAUCAACUUAUCAUCUUUUAUUUCAGUAUUCAAGAUAUAAUAUCGGAUGAUAUUGAGUCACAGUUUGAAUUAUGUCAAGGGUUGAGCUCUGUCAUUAAUCAACAACCACCUGAAAGUAUAAAUAUUUCUUUUGCUAAAUUGAUUGAUGAUAAUCUUGAGAAAUUAGAAAUUCUUGUUAAAGAUUGGAAUGAAGGUGGGAAAGAUGUUAGUGGUAGUCGAGCCAUUGCUGAUAAAAUUGAUUUAUUCUUUGCAAUGUUUGAGGAUUUAAAACCUCGCCAUUCAUACCCAUCAGAAGGUUCUGAACCACUACUUCCAGAGAUUCAAAAAUUAUGGUUGUCUCUAAAACAUGUUUUAGUUGAUUACGAUGCUAUUAAUGAUAAUAUUAUUGUAGAAAGAACAUGUAAGUUUUUGAGGAGGUUAUUUGAAAAAUUCCAUGUAUUUUGUGAGCCAUUAUUGGGAGAUAUUGCUGAAUUAUUAGUCAAAGGAUACUCAACCACAGGGAUUGGUUCCUUUUUGUGGUGUUCAGGAUCUGUCAUUGUUAUCUUUGGUGAUGAUGACACCUACCCAAUAUCACCUGCGAUUAAGGAAAGUGUGUGGCAAUUUUCUCUGUCUCAAUGUGGUACCUUUGUAACGAAGUUCAACAAAAUGGACACAGCUGAAAUAAACAAGUAUUAUGAUAUUGUUAUGGACUUUUUUGCUAUGGUUUCUGACUUAGUUAUGUUUUAUCCUAAGGAAUUUAUUAUGACUACCGAUCUUCUAACCAGUAUUGUCGAUGUUGCACUAAUCUGCGUAAAUAAAUUGGAGAAUUUUGAUGCUUAUCUGUAUAUUAUUCGUUGUCUAGAUGACAUAAUAUCAUGGGGUUUCCCAUCUCCACCAAUUUCUAUUGUAACAUUGGACUAUGUUCCAGCAGAAUGGAGAAGUCAAAUCAUUAAUGAAAUCAUAGUACAAAAGGGUACCAAUAUUGUGCUAGUAUUGAUGACUGGAUUAGUUAGUAAUUUUGAUUCGAAUUCUCAUUCAGAUGCCGUCAGCUGUAUUGUCAAAUGUUUUAGAUUAGCUACUGAAGCUAAUAAUAACGAUCCAUCAAUUUGUGCCCAAUGGAUAAUUGAAGUUACUAGUCAAUUAUCUCAUGUAAGUGCCAACGAAAGAGAGAAUUUGGUAAACUCUACGAUAUCUGGUCUAAACAAACAAGAUUAUAGAAAGGUGAGCGAAGGUAUUAGGAGUUUUGUUGAAUGGUAUAUUAAAAAGAAUGUAUCGCCUAGAAUAGAUUAA